Molecule: messenger RNA, 1182 nt
Organism: Diachasma alloeum
Lineage: Eukaryota; Metazoa; Arthropoda; Insecta; Hymenoptera; Braconidae
Product: enoyl-CoA delta isomerase 1, mitochondrial
Exons: 5
Coding region: 175-1026 (283 amino acids)
Biological process (GO): fatty acid beta-oxidation
Cellular component (GO): mitochondrion
Molecular function (GO): enoyl-CoA hydratase activity
Source: RefSeq, a predicted model, not a curated record
GGUGGGGUUCGAAUAUACGCAAACGGUCUCUCCCUGGCAAUACGCUCUAAAUAAUUUCUUUUUCUUCUGAUCGAUCUGGUUAUAUCCUCUAACGGGUGAAGCAGCAAGUACCAUUCAGUGAUAAGUUCGAGGAAUCUUUCGAAGCUUGCGGGUGUUUUUUUCUACUGAUAGACAAUGAAUAUUCCUUCUGUACGUAAAGCAAUACGACUGGCGGAUUGGAGGAUAUUGUCACGACUAUAUUCAUCGAAUAGCAAAUUUUUGGAUGUCACCCAGAAUGAGAAGACAGGUGUGAGUACUAUAUCGCUGAACCGAGCGCCAGUGAAUAGUUUGAACUUGGACAUAUUGAGAGAGUUGAAAGAGUCAUUAGAAAAACUCAAGAAAGAUGGGAGCAAAGGGCUCAUUCUCACAUCAUCACUGCCAACAGUGUUCUCUGGUGGUCUUGACAUCAUGGAGAUGUACAAGCCGGAUAUUAAGAGAUGUACCGAAUUCUGGAACACCUUGCAAGACACCUGGAUCCUGUUGAAUGAAUUAGAAAUCCCCACAGUGGCUGCAAUUAAUGGUGCAAGUCCUGCUGGAGGCUGUCUUCUAGCCAUAAGCUGUGAAUACCGAAUUUUCGUUGAUGGUAAACACACAAUCGGUUUGAAUGAAACGAAACUUGGAAUUGUAGCACCGUUUUGGUUCCAAGAGCCUUACAUCAAAACAAUCGGGCAGAGAAGAGCAGAAUUAGCUCUGUUGAGAGGAGACCUAUUCACUCCUCAGCAAGCGCUGGAAAUUGGUCUCGUCGACGAAUUAGCGAGCAGCAAAGAAGAUGCCCUGGCGAAGGCUGAGAAGUACAUAGAAUCUUAUCGUCAAAUUUCUCCCAGAGCUAGAGCCAUGACCAAGAAAUCUCUCCGCGAGUCCAUGAUUCAAAAUUUGGUGAAAAAUCGCGAAACGGAUACUGUUGUGUUUAUCAGCGCAAUUACAAACCCGGGAAUUCAGACUAGUCUAGGAUUAUACAUUGAAUCCCUCAAGAAGAAGGCUAAAUAGUGGAUUAUUUAGUAAUUGUUGAUGAUGGAUAAUCAAUGCAAUAACUUUGUGCUUCCAAUCAUGAAAUAUUCUUCAUUUAAUAUGAGGGUCGGUUACAGCCUUGUUAUACUUCGUACAUUUUUCAAAUCAUUGUUGAAUAAAAUAUCGAAUUUGUAA